CUCCGGCUCCAACCUGCCUGGGGUGUCCGCGGACGAUUGCUUCUUCCAGUUGACGACUGUAUAUAAAUACUCCUUCCACCCGGGAUGGGCACGUCCAAUUGUGUGCAGGUCGCCGUCCAAGCAAGAUGGGUACACAACCACCAGGGCCGUUUCUUUGUUUUAUCUUGCUGCUGAGUGUACUGCCAUUGCUUCCUACUACGGAAGCCCAAGGUACCGGCAGCCGGCCCGCUCGCAUAGUAUGUUACUUCAGCAAUUGGGCUAUAUAUCGGCCCGACGUCGGACGGUACACGAUAGACGACAUCCCAGGCGAGAUGUGCACCCACAUUAUCUAUUCGUUCAUCGGUGUGGACGACAGUAAUUAUAAGGUGCUGGUCAUCGAUCCGGAGGUGGAUUUGAUUCAGAAUGGGUUCAGGAACUUUACAGCGUUGAAAACGAAAUACCCGAACGCUAGAAUGAUGAUUGCAGUCGGUGGGUGGGCCGAGGGUGGUAAGAAAUAUUCGCAGAUGGUCGCGGUUAAGCAAAGACGAGACUCCUUCAUUGAAAGCGUGGUUCAGUUCAUGAAGGCAUACGAUUUCGAAGGUUUUGACCUGGACUGGGAGUAUCCGGGUGCAGCUGACCGUGGCGGUAGCUUUGGAGAUAAGGACAAGUUUUAUUAUUUUGUGGAGGAACUGCGAAGAGCGUUCGACCGAGAAGCUCGAGGAUGGGAGAUAACGAUGGCUGUACCGGUGGCGAAUUUCCGGCUGCAGGAAGGUUAUCAUAUUCCGGAAUUGUGCGAAAAUUUGGACGCCAUCCAUUGCAUGACGUAUGAUCUGAGGGGUAAUUGGGCCGGAUUCGCCGAUGUGCACAGCCCGUUGUACAAACGACCGCAUGAUCAGUGGGCUUACGAGAAACUAAAUGUUAACGAUGGAGUUCAGUUGUGGGUCAACUAUGGUUGUCCUCCAAAUAAACUGGUAAUUGGUGUUCCAUUCUACGGAAGGACUUACACUCUUAGCGCUAGUACGACCAAUCCCACUCUCGGGUCAUACAUCAACAAGGAAGCCGGUGGAGGUAGUCCAGGGCCGUAUACUAACGCAACAGGUUUCCUGGCAUAUUAUGAGAUUUGUACUGAAGUUCAAGAUGACGAGAAAGGUUGGACCAAAAAAUGGGACGAGGUAGGGCUUUGUCCGUACACCUACAAAGGUACGCAGUUUGUUGGCUACGAGGAUGUCGAAUCCCUACAGCACAAGAUGAAAUGGAUAAAGGAGAAGGGGUAUGCAGGUGCAAUGACCUGGGCAAUCGAUAUGGAUGACUUCCACGGUUUGUGUGGACCAGAAAACGCUUUGAUGAAGGUGCUCUACGACAACAUGAAAGACUAUGAAGUGCCCGAACCUACCAUUACCACAACACCAAGACCCGAAUGGAACCGACCCCCGUCAACGCAGUCAAGUGCCGGGGAAGGCCCACUGACGGCAGGUCCAACCAGCACAUCGACGACUCGUCGUCCGAAACCAACCACAACUGCCGCUCCUCCCAAACGUACCACUACCAAGACAACGACGCGAAGAACUACCACAACUGCUGCUCCAGUAACGGAAGAGGAAGACAGGGAACCCGAGCCCGUACCAGUUCCCGCGCCUCCAGCGGUGGAUAACGAGAACGCUGAAAGCAUUGAUUGUUCCGAUGACAAGGAUUUUGUGCCAUCGGCAGAUUGUACCAAGUAUUAUCGGUGCGUCCAUGGGCAACCGGUUGAGUUUACCUGCAAGCCCGAAACCGUGUUCCAUACGGUGCUGAACGUUUGCGACUGGACCGAAAAUGCGGAUCGGGUUGAGUGCAGGGGAGAAGCGAAGACUGUUAAGGAUUUUGUGUUAAAGAAUUUGGAUGACGAGACAAGCGAAAAAGCUGAAAAAUCGGAAAUAAACGAGUGAUGCGGUUAGAGCUAGAGAAAUUAAGAUCAAAAUAUAUAUGUUACCUUACUAAGUGAA
Messenger RNA from Topomyia yanbarensis, 1961 nucleotides. RefSeq names its product endochitinase-like. Gene Ontology annotation, molecular function: chitin binding; chitinase activity. Bases 126 to 1904 code for a protein of 592 amino acids. Gene Ontology annotation, biological process: carbohydrate metabolic process; chitin catabolic process. Gene Ontology annotation, cellular component: extracellular region. Lineage: Eukaryota; Metazoa; Arthropoda; Insecta; Diptera; Culicidae. The transcript has 5 exons. The record is from RefSeq and is a predicted model, not a curated record.